UUCUGGACCCGGGACGGAAGCGGAGGUUUGGGGCGUUGAAGGAAGAGAAAAAGGAGAAACGUAUAGAGAAUAGGAGGAGGAAGGAGAAGGAAAGGGAGAAGAAAAGGAAAGAAAAGGGGAAAAGGAAGGAGGAUGAUAAUAAGAAAACGAG
Perkinsus marinus ATCC 50983 is the source of this 151-nucleotide messenger RNA. RefSeq lists its product as hypothetical. The transcript has a single exon. Lineage: Eukaryota; Perkinsozoa; Perkinsida; Perkinsidae. The annotation marks the transcript as partial. The record is from RefSeq and is a predicted model, not a curated record.